CGCCCCGGGGCCGCUCCCGUGUCUCUGCCUCGCACUGCCGGUGUGCGCAGUGGGGGAGAGGAAGGAGCUUGCGGCCGCGCCGGACCCGCGAGCCCGCACUUGGCCGCGGGGCCGCAGCGGGCUGGCCCGCAGAUCUGAAAACAACUUUUUUUCUGUCCAUCUUGCAUAUACAGAACCUAGAGAAUAAAAAUGGGGACUCCUGGAUCAGGAAGGAAAAGAACUCCGGUGAAAGACAGAUUUUCUGCAGAAGAUGAAGCUUUGAGUAACAUUGCCAGAGAGGCAGAAGCCAGGCUUGCAGCCAAACGGGCAGCUCGAGCAGAAGCAAGAGACAUACGUAUGAGAGAACUGGAGAGACAACAAAAAGAGGAAGAUUCAGAGCGGGCUCGGUAUUCUCACCGGUCCAGCCGACAUUCAUACUUGGUUUGUGUCCAAACUGUGUUUUUUUCCUCAUUCCAUCAUAGUCAUGCUUACAGUGAGUCUCCUAGUACAAAGAAGAAAACUGCUUCUUUCCAUAAAGACCUCUUGAGUGGAAUUUACCAUGAUCAAAGAAAUUAUAGCAGCCUUAGAUAUAGUAAACCAGCUUCUUCCUACCAUACUCGGUCCUAUUCUCUAUGCAGUGAUCCAGUGGCAACUACUAGGAGUUACAGGGCGUCUUUGUGUGGUGAUGGAUUUCAUAGCUCAUAUAGCUCUCGCACUCCAUCUGAAUACAGUUACUCUUCAAGAGCGAGCUCCAUUCGAAGCAGCCCCGUGUGUGCAGAUGAUCAAAUAGAAAGAAUAGUAUCCAAUAAUCCUACCAUAAAUGGGCUGAGGGAUAGUAUGGUGAGUGCUGCUGACUAUUUUAGUCGUCCCAACCGCAGGGGAAGCAUCGUUUCUGAUGCGGAUGAUGCCCAAGGUUUGAAUAGUCUGGAAGAAAAGAGUGAAAAGACACAUUUGGAAAUUUAUUCAAGGCCGUCAUCUCGCAAUUCAAUAAGUGCAACUCCUCUAAGUGGCAACUCGUCCAGGAGAGGAAGUGGAGACACGAGCAGUUUGGUGGAUCCUGAUGCCUCCCUAAGUGAACUACGGGAUUCUCUAGCUGAAGUUGAAGAGAAGUACAAGAAAGCGAUGGUGUCCAAUGCUCAACUAGACAAUGAGAAGAACAACCUGGUUUACCAAGUGGAUAUUUUAAAGGAUGUCAUUGAGGAGAAAGAAGAACAGAUAGCAGAGUUCUACAGGGAAAAUGAAGAGAAGUCAAAGGAAUUGGAGAGGCAGAAACACACAUGCAGUGUUCUACAGCACAAGCUGGAUGAACUUAAAGAAGGCCUUCGACAGAGAGAUGAAUUGAUAGAGGCCCUAGAGAGGCAGAAAGCUUUCUUUGACUGCGUUAAGAAAGAGCGAGAUGAGCUCAGAGAGGAGCUGGCUGACCUGAAGGAGGCCGUGAGGAGAGGAGAGAAGCACGGAUUAGUUAUAAUUCCUGACGGCACCCCAAACGGGGAUGUCAACCACGAACCGGUGGUUGGUGCAAUAACAGUCGUAUCACAAGAAGCUGCCCAAGUCUUGGAAUCUGCCGGAGAAGGACCACUAGAUGUGCGGCUACGAAAACUGGCUGGAGAAAAGGAGGAGUUAUUGUCCCAGGUUAGAAAACUGAAGAUGCAGUUGGAAGAAGAACGGCAGAAAUACUCCCGAAGUGAUGGCACAGACCCGGAUGUAACAGGCUUAGAAAAUGGUUCUGACUUGCAGCUAUUUGAAAUGCAGAGAGAUGCCAAUAGACAAAUUAGUGAAUACAAAUUUAAGCUUUCAAAGGCUGAACAAGACAUAACUACCAUGGAACAAAAUAUUGGACGACUUGAGGGCCAGGUUGCAAGAUACAAAAGUGCUGCAGAAAAUGCAGAAAAAGUGGAAGAUGAGCUCAAGGCUGAGAAGAGGAAGCUUCAGCGAGAGUUACGAACAGCACUGGAUAAGAUUGAAGAAAUGGAGAUGACCAAUAACCACUUGAUGAAAAGGCUGGAGAAGAUGAAGGCAAAUCGGACUGCGCUUUUAUCUCAGCAGUGAAGUGAAAAUAAAAGAAUACUGUGCACUGCUCCUUGAAUAACUAGCCCCUAGCUUGUUUUUAAGUACAGACUGUCAUUGCCACAAACUGUUGGAACACUGAGCUGUUCAAUAGUUUUUAGUUUCAUAAUUAAAUGGCAUCAUUUUUCUGUAACUUAUGAGAGAAUGAGAUGUAGGUUGAAUUCCCCUGUGAAUGACAGCAGUUUUUCCGUAGCGUUUGAUUCUAGAGUCAGAGCUGGAGCACGAUGCUGUAUGAUUGACUUAGCGAUAGCAAAUGUUUUCACAACUGUGGAAUCAAGUUUACUCACGAUCUCUUUUGGCUGCUUAAUGAUGCUUGAUGCUUGGAGACAACUGCAUGAAUUCAAAAGACACUGUAAUACUGUAUUAUAAACUAACAACUAUAUUUGCUCAAGACAUCACACAGCACAAGUGCCUUUUAUAUGGUGCAAUUUAGUCUUCAAUGACGCUAGAUUGUUGAAAUAACCUUUGAAAUCAGAUAACAUUUUAUUUUAAGAUACAUAUGGGGUAUUCACUAAACUUUAUACAUUUUGAAAAUGCUUUUUUGUAAAAUAUUUAAAUUUAUAAGAAAAUAAAUAGGGACUGUACAUAAAAAUCUGCUUUUUUUUGUUUUUGCAUGGGCACCUCUGAGUUCGAGAUAAUUUUGUCAAAUAGUAGCGCCCGAUACAGGAGUGUAAG
Nothoprocta perdicaria is the source of this 2721-nucleotide messenger RNA. RefSeq names its product LRR binding FLII interacting protein 2 (gene LRRFIP2). The transcript is spliced from 22 exons. Gene Ontology annotation, biological process: regulation of DNA-templated transcription. The record is from RefSeq and is a predicted model, not a curated record. The coding region runs from base 190 to 2028 and encodes 612 amino acids. NCBI's taxonomy places the organism in Eukaryota, Metazoa, Chordata, Aves, Tinamiformes, Tinamidae.